GCGAUACUGGAGUAUCAUGCUGGGCUGGCACAACAUGCGCCUAUAUUGAGGUCGACUACGAUACCAACUACUUUUGCUGCUCCGAAGUCAGUUAAUGUGUUUUGUGUAGCAGCAGAUCGUUAAUCGUUUGAAUACAGGAGGAAUCAGAAGAGGAAUGUGCAUCGCUCCAGAGUACCCCCGUCGAGUUCUUGACACCGCUACCAAAUCCCACUUCGUCAUAUCCCUCCAGCGCAACUGGCCUCGUACAUCCUACUACUGUAUUGAUGACGAAGGACCAUUAUAUUACCGUGGCUGCGCCAAUCUCGACUUCCAAUCCGAGCGACUCGGCUCAGGUCUUCAAAUCGAGCGAGUCCUCCUCAUCCUCGAGCCUGACUGUAGGAGCCAAGAUCGGCGUCGGAAUUGGAGUACCCGUAGCUGCACUGGCGCUCGGACUGCUCGCAGUAUUCGUAUGGUUUCGCGCAGUCAAGCGCCGUCGCUCGAGAACACCCGAAGUGAAACCGCCUUGGGAAGUGGAUGCUCAGGAAUCGCAGUUGACGCCGGAGGAAUACGAACGGAAGAAAAACCAAAAGCCCCCAGAAGACGACGAAGAGGGUGCGAACUAUGGAGCAGGGGCGGAGGAGCCGGCUGCGCCGCAGAGAUCCUCGCUUCUUCAGGUAUCACCACUUUCACGGAACAGGGAUUCUAUGGCGAUAUCAUCUGUCAAUACCACCUCGCCCAGCGUCAACUACUCUCCGAUCCCUGUGAGCGACCUGCCGGAGCUAGUGGACGGGCCCUCAAAGUGAACCUAACUGAGACCACUCUUGUCGAUUACCGUCCAUCUUCCUUGUCAUUAGUUAUAUCACGUGAGCCUAAACUUCAACGGUGUUCGGCCUUGUUUGAUCAAGCUACGAGACUCGCACCCGUCAUAUUUCUUCACCGUUAUUUGAACACUUCAUCUUAUUUGAAAUUCAAUUGGAACACAUGCUCAUAACUGUUGCGUCCUCGAAAAGCGUAAUGCAGGUACCCCAGUUUUUGAAUAAUUGUCUAUUUCUGCCCUAAAGUUCACAUUUCAUAAUAAUCAUACAUCUUGGUCGCCUCAGCGACUUGAAUAUGCUCGGAAUCUCCAAGUAUUUCAGGUUUUAGGGAUGUAUCUACGCUCACUACUAAUCACCAGGAAGUCCCGCAAUCGUCGACAAAAAAUCUAAUAUACAACUCCACGGUACACGCC
Mytilinidion resinicola is the source of this 1207-nucleotide messenger RNA. RefSeq lists its product as uncharacterized. Lineage: Eukaryota; Fungi; Ascomycota; Dothideomycetes; Mytilinidiales; Mytilinidiaceae. The transcript has 2 exons. The record is from RefSeq and is a predicted model, not a curated record. Bases 155 to 970 code for a protein of 271 amino acids.